CUCUCGUCCAUCCACACCGCCUCGUCCUCCCCCUCGCCCACGAGGAUUCCGCUGCCGCGCAGCUCACGGCGGCACUCGUCCACGGCGGCCGUCAUCUGGUCCAGCUCGGCUGGCUGCUGGUGGGGUUGAUGCCCAGGUUAACCUCGUAGACGGUGCGGGCGGAUGGACGGUCCCUCUUGCCCUCGUAGUCCUCCCUGGCGCCCUCAAGGAAAACCAGCUCCUGCUCGGGGGGGCAGAAUGUGGGGGUCCCAUCAGGUGCCUGGUCGACGGCCUCGAGGGCGGCCUUCCGGAGGGGCACGCGGGCAUGGGCAGGGCCGAUGAAUGCGGGCGCGUCGGGGGAUGGCUGGACGAGGGUGGCGUUAGCCAGGUCGAUGACCCGGAUGGCCUCCUUGACGUCCCUCUCCUGCUGCGAUGCCGACACCCGCAAAGCCGACCUCUUGACAAAAACGUUGUUUUUGUGGUGGUCCGUCAAGAGGAGGCCCUCCUUGGCGGCGUGGAUGUGGGCCUCGUUGAUGAGCUCGAGGGCGGUCGUGACGGCGAACAAGUCCUCCGCCACUGACCUGACCCUCUGCUCGGCCGUCUUGCCGCUGCAGCGGUCGACCACGGUUUCCAGGUUGAGAUCUCCCGGGUUGCCCUUCCUAUCCCUCAGCAGCAGGUUGCGCUGCUCGGUGAACUCCUCUGCAUCAAACAGACAUGAAUCACACACCACAGACACAGAGAAUGACAUGCAGUGGGAGCAUUGCACUGCGUGCCCCACCCUCUACAGCCUUACAUGAGCCUUACAUGCAUGUGUACCUGAAACACGAGGCAUCCCGAUCGCCACACACGGCAGUCGCAUCUGCCUUCCCGCCUGGCAGACCUCGAACGUGGCGCUGUGUGUGGGGUCGGUGUCCUCAAAGAGGAGUGCGACGAAGGGCGGGCUGGCGUCGGGCACCUCGCCGCCGAACCUGCGCAUCAGCCUUGCCUCCCUCUGCAGCAUGCCCGCGCAGUGGCGCAGGUUCGAGGGGCCGUCCUGGGCGGCCACCUUGAGCACACUGUCGACCUUGAGGAAGCCGCAUCUGUCCUUGGGGUCGGGCAUCUGCAGCUCUUUGGUAAGGACGGAGACCCCGUUGGCACAGUGCAGGUGGGCCUCCACAAGGUCCUUCCACUGGUGGACUUGGCCGUUGGUGCGGAAGAGGGUGCCCUUUCGUAACAUUGCUGCUGCUGCUCUUGC
Messenger RNA from Vitrella brassicaformis, 1213 nucleotides. Lineage: Eukaryota; Vitrellaceae. The record is from the annotation of a GenBank genome assembly.